CCAACAGUCUGUUAAAGCUCUACGGGGGAUCUGUGUUUGUUGUCUGGGUGCGUGCCAGCAUGUGUGUGUGACGUGUGUGGUCGUAUAAUAUCGAGUUGUGAUGUGCGGUUGGUUUGUUGGGUUGUGCCGUCUGUGUGCUUUCGUCCCGCUCGACCGCCUAUCUGCCUCUUCUACUCUUGUUUGUCCGCCCACCGUUGAGCGGCUAUUCCUGUGCGUGGCCCCGUAGCAUCACUCAUACCGUUCCUUCCUGGGCAUCACCUGCCUCAUGCAAAUCUCGACGCGCGAAGAGGACUUCAUUAUCGACACACUGAUGCUGCGCGACGACCUGCACAUCCUCAACGAGGCCUUCACCAACCCCAACAUUGUCAAGGUUUUCCACGGAGCGGACUCGGACAUUGAGUGGCUGCAACGUGACCUGGGCCUGUACGUGGUGGGCCUGUUCGACACGCACCCAGCGGCGCGCUCCCUCGGCCUCGCCAGAAACUCGCUCGCCCACCUCCUCAUGCACUACUGCAGCCUGUCUACCGACAAGCAGUACCAGCUGGCUGACUGGCGCAUCCGGCCUCUCCUGCCAGACAUGCUGCACUAUGCGCGUGCCGACACGCACUACCUGCUGUACGUGUACGACCGCGUCCGCGCCGACCUGCUCACCAAGGCGCUGGGCCGACCCAACCUCCUGCAGCUUGUGUGGGACCAGAGCCGAACUGUGGCACUCAAGCGCUACCACAAGCCGGUGUUCACCGAGGACUCCUACCUGGAGCUGCUGCACAAGCACAAACAGCCACUGGAUGUGCAGCAGAGCAGCGCCGCCCGGCUCCUGUACGCCUGGCGCGACCGCACGGCACGCGCCGAGGACGAGAGCACGGGAUAAGUCCUCCCAAACCAUAUGCUCAUGAAGAUCGCAGAGGAGAUGCCUCGGUAAGCCGCGCACGGUGGUGGUGGGGCCGGUGGUGGCAGGGACAGUUGGGAUGGUGGUGCGAGUGAUACCCAUGAUGGUAUUGACAGUGGUGGUAAUAUUCGCCCUCCAACAACAACGAAGGUCAGAAGAGCGAUGCUCACAAUAAAGAGCGGAGUGCCGGGCGGCUAAAAUGCAGCAAGUUGGCACAGUCGCGUGCACAGCUGGUGCAUCUGCCCCAGUCAUUGCAGUCAGUCAACCCAUGGGACCUGGCUCUGUUCCGUGAGCUCCUGUUAGCGAGCCUUCGACAUUGCACGUGGAUUCGGAGUGCACCUGGCCUGAGACAACCGCCGUGGUGAUGUCACCAACACUUAUUGGCAUAUGGCGCCUGUUCUUGUUGUUGGUAAUAGUGGUGGUGGCUGAUGAUUGUGCUGUUAGUAGUGAGAGUGGUAGUGAUAGUGUUGAUGGUGGUGCCACUCAUAAUGUUUUGAUGUGGAUGGUGAUCUGGAUGCUGGUGAUGAUAUGGAUAUGGUGAUAGUAUGAUGGUGAUGAUGAAGGUUGCAUUGUGGUAAUAGCAUUGGUUAGUAUGAUCCUGAUAAUGACCAGGCUAUAUAUACGUACGCCAGACAAGACAGGCUUUACGUACGUAUGCCAGCCUGAACACAAUAUACAUACGUACGCCAGGAUGAACAGUCUAUACAUACUCAUUGUUUUUUUCGGUAAAGUCACGUAUGUAGAAAUACAAUAAAAUUA
This is a messenger RNA of Petromyzon marinus (sea lamprey), 1648 nucleotides long. The record is from RefSeq and is a predicted model, not a curated record. Lineage: Eukaryota; Metazoa; Chordata; Hyperoartia; Petromyzontiformes; Petromyzontidae.